Rotaria sp. Silwood2 is the source of this 1281-nucleotide messenger RNA. The record is from the annotation of a GenBank genome assembly. NCBI's taxonomy places the organism in Eukaryota, Metazoa, Rotifera, Eurotatoria, Philodinida, Philodinidae.
AUGGCUGAUCUACGAUUUUACCUUGAUCAAGCAGAAUUCGCAACAAUAAAUGAUCGUAUUAGUCGUGGCGAUAUUAUUGGGGCUAAGGGUAAACCGACACGAACUAAAAAUGGUGAAUUAAGUCUUAUACCAAAUGAAUUAAUCAUUCUAACACCGACACUUCAUCACUUACCUAGUUUACAUUUUUCUCUUAAGGACAAAGAAAUUCGUUUUCGUCAAAGAUAUCUCGAUUUAAUGAUAAAUGAUUCUGUUCGAGAAAAAUUUAUUGUUAAAGCAAAAAUAAUUCAUUAUAUACGACAGUUUUUGAAUGCACUCGGCUUUCUUGAAGUUGAAACACCAAUGAUGAAUAUGAUUGCUGGUGGUGCCAUAGCUAAACCAUUUAUAACUUAUCAUAAUGAUCUUAAUAUGAAAUUAUUUAUGCGUAUUGCACCUGAGCUUUUUCUUAAAAUGUUAGUUGUCGGUGGCUUUGAUCGUGUUUUUGAAAUAGGUCGUGUUUUUCGUAAUGAAAGUAAUGAUAUGACACAUAAUCCUGAAUCUACUAUUUGUGAAUUUUAUAUGGCAUAUGCCGAUUAUAAUGAUUUAAUAGAAAUAACAGAAAAAUUAAUUUCUGGUCUUGUUAAACAUUUAUUUGGAACAUAUAAAAUCAUGUUUCAUAUAAAUGGACUUGAUCAAGAACCAGUUAAAAUUGAUUUUACACCACCAUUUAAACGUUUAAAUUUAAUUGAAGAUCUUGAAAAAGCAACAGGAGAAAAAUUUCCACCAGCAACAGAAUUUUCGACAACAGAAUCGAAUAAGUUUUUUGAUAAUUUAUGUCAAAAAUAUAAUAUUGAAUGUAGAAAUCCAAGAACAACUGCUCGGCUUAUUGACAAAUUAGUUGGUCAUUUUCUUGAAACUCAAUGUCUUAAUCCAACAUUUAUAUGUAAUCAUCCUCAAAUAAUGAGUCCACUAGCUAAAUAUCAUCGUUCAAUGCCAGGUCUUACGGAACGAUUUGAAUUAUUUUUUUGUUAUAAAGAAACAUGUAAUGCUUAUACAGAAUUAAAUGAUCCUAUUGUACAACGUGAAAUGUUCGAAUUACAAGCCAAAGACAGAAAUUGCGGUGAUGAUGAAGCUCAAUUAAUUGAUGAAAAUUUUUGUACUGCGCUUGAGUAUGGUCUUCCACCGACAGCUGGUUGGGGUUUAGGUGUUGAUCGUUUAACUAUGAUGCUUACUGAUAGUAUUAAUAUGAAGGAAGUAUUAUUAUUUCCAGCUGUUAAACCAUACAAAGAAAACGAAAAUAGAUAG